GGCCACGUUGCAGAUUGUAAAGCUCUGGGCUCCUCCACCGUACCGCUUCCCCUCAUAUUUGGCGCGCAGUGUAUCUGACUAUGCAUUUCGGUUACUGAAGUCUCUCUAAUGGAAUUUCGCAUUCUGCAACAAUCUCCAUCGUGUUAUGCAGGAAAUGUCUUUUGCUUGGUCCAGCCCCGUUUGAGAAUUCGCAAGUUUCUUAGUUGGGCUUCCACGAACACAACGUUUUUGCAGAAGAUAUGUUCACGAAAUGAACCUAGAAGAAAAACACAAUAUCGUUCGGAAGUUAAUAGAGCGGCUGUACUCUGUUCGACUAGUUUAAAUGACAGUCCAUUGCCGCACUAUGAUAACGUGAAAAUUAUUUAUUCUGUAGCUGCUGCCACGGGUCAUAAUCAGGAAUCUCAUCCAGAAUCUCAUCUCAGGGUCCCUGCAAUAGCGAAUGCUCUUGAAGAUAUGGAACUCACGCCUAAGUUUCAAGGCACAAAUGUCUUUGAACUUCAAAACUACAAACCUGCCUCAGUUGAUGACAUUGUGAGUGUUCAUUCAAAAUCUUACGUGGCAGGCCUUGAGAAGGCUAUGGAUAGGGCUUCUCAAGAUGGACUUAUUUUAAUUGAAGGCUCUGGACCGACAUAUGCAACUGCAACUACAUUUAAUGAAUCACUAGUUGCAGCUGGAGCAGGAAUUUCUUUAGUUGAUUCAGUGGUCAAUGCGUCAAAAACCUACAAGAAUCCGCCAAUUGGUUUUGCAUUGAUAAGACCUCCAGGACACCACGCAGUCCCCAAGGGACCGAUGGGAUUCUGUGUUUUUGGGAAUGUAGCUAUUGCAGCUCGCUAUGCUCAACGUGUGCAUGGAUUGAAGCGUGUCUUUAUUAUAGAUUUUGAUGCUCACCAUGGGAAUGGAACAAGUGAUGCAUUCUAUGACGAUUCAGACAUAUUCUUCCUUUCAACUCACCAAGAUGGAAGUUACCCUGGAACUGGAAAAAUCGAUGAAGUGGGUCGUGGAGAUGGGGAAGGAACAACUCUGAAUAUUCCUCUACCGGGAGGCUCAGGUGAUUAUGCCAUGAAAAUGGUGUUCGACGAAGUCGUUGUACCCUGUGCUCAAAGAUUUAAGCCUGAUAUCAUUCUUGUCUCUGCUGGUUAUGAUGCUCAUGUGUUAGAUCCAUUAGCCAACUUGCAAUUCACGACCGGAACAUACUACAUGCUCGCAUCCAAUAUUAAACAACUGGCAAAGGAAUUAUGUGAUGGUCGUUGUGUUUUUUUCCUGGAAGGAGGUUACAACCUCGAGUCUCUUUCGUAUUCAGUGGCUGAUUCAUUCCGCGCAUUUCUUGACGAGCCGAGCUUGGCAUCAAAAUUUGAUAACCCUGCAAUCCUGUAUGAAGAACCAUCAAAGAGGUUUAAGCAAGUGAUCCAGAAAGUGAAACAAAUACAUUCACUUUAAGGUUAUUAUAAACUUCUUUGCAAUUUAUUCUAGAUACCUUCCUUUCAUCCUAGUUAUUAUGUGUACUUUCAGAUAGACCUGCAUUGUAACUUGAUGUAUAUUUGAUGAACAUAUCUUCAGAGAAGGAAAUAUAAAGCAAUGCUAUCUUGUUGUACGUAA
Molecule: messenger RNA, 1596 nt
Organism: Benincasa hispida (wax gourd)
Lineage: Eukaryota; Viridiplantae; Streptophyta; Magnoliopsida; Cucurbitales; Cucurbitaceae
Gene: HDA14
Product: histone deacetylase 14
Biological process (GO): epigenetic regulation of gene expression
Cellular component (GO): cytoplasm; histone deacetylase complex
Molecular function (GO): histone deacetylase activity
Source: RefSeq, a predicted model, not a curated record